AUGAUGUCCUGCCGCCGUCUGACGAGCCUGGCAUCGGUCCGCCCGCGCUUCGCCGUCCGCAGCUUCUCUUCCGCCGUCCCUCGCCUGUCCGAGAACCGCAUGCAGGCCAACGACCCCAACCCGCCCGUCGUCAAGCCGAACGUCUCGGAGACCAAUGCUGAGCCCACCGACUCCUUCGGGCGCUGGGAUGGCACCGUGCAGGAGGAGCCGGCCGUGGCAGAGAAGAUCCGCAGUAUGCAGGCCCCGAACCGGGCGUCCACCUGGGCCGCCAGCCAGCAGCCGCGCCACGAGGCGAUGGUUGGACCUCGCUUCGAGCAGACCAUCAUGGAGACUCAGCCGCGCCCCAUGGCCGCCAUCGAGCUCAUUCACAAGCAACACGUGCGAUGGACAAAGACCAAGGUCGUCAGCUGUGACGGCGGCGGCGGUCCCCUUGGCCACCCCAAGGUCUUCAUCAACACCGACAAGCCCGAGAUUGCGACCUGCGGAUACUGCGGAGUUCCCUUCGCCAACGAGCAGCACCGCGUCUACCUCAAGUCUCUGCCCGAGACCAGCUACCCCCUCGAGCCCACCAACGACGCCGCCGACGUGAACGAGUCGCAGCGUGUCACAGAGGGCGCCUUCGAGCAGCGGUAA
Penicillium atrosanguineum is the source of this 633-nucleotide messenger RNA. RefSeq names its product zinc-finger domain-containing protein. Gene Ontology annotation, biological process: mitochondrial electron transport, NADH to ubiquinone. The record is from RefSeq and is a predicted model, not a curated record. NCBI's taxonomy places the organism in Eukaryota, Fungi, Ascomycota, Eurotiomycetes, Eurotiales, Aspergillaceae. The coding region runs from base 1 to 633 and encodes 210 amino acids. The transcript is spliced from 3 exons.